Messenger RNA from Suillus subaureus, 2283 nucleotides. RefSeq lists its product as uncharacterized. Lineage: Eukaryota; Fungi; Basidiomycota; Agaricomycetes; Boletales; Suillaceae. The coding region runs from base 274 to 2184 and encodes 636 amino acids. The transcript is spliced from 5 exons. Gene Ontology annotation, molecular function: polyamine oxidase activity; L-amino-acid oxidase activity. The record is from RefSeq and is a predicted model, not a curated record. Gene Ontology annotation, biological process: amino acid catabolic process.
AAUGUGAUCGUUUUGCGGGGGCGCUGCAAACUUCAAAUUUCAAAGGCGCUGACACUGAUGCGCGGACGACGGCGUCCUUGCUCGUUCGCUCGGACAGUGCAGGGCCUGCAGGCUGCACAGUGUUAUGAACCGAGUGCUAAUUAUUCGCGAAUAAGUAACGUACAACGUGCAUGCCCUCAUUUCUGCUUCUUCAGCUCGGAUCCGAGCAACGGUCCUUCCUUCUCAGCUUAUCUGUAGCUCCACCCCAAUAUCUCUCUUCACUCUCUGUUGGUCAUGGCAGUUGGCGAACUCUCCUUGACGGCACGGUACGCUCGUCAGCUCAUUCGCGAGAGUAUAUCUCGCCAGCUCUGUGAGUCCUGCGAUUCAGAGCUACCCAUUCAUCCCCCAGGCCUAGGUGGUACCUGUUCGAACGAUACCUUGUUCAGCACCAAUCGUCCUUCUGAAGAAGGAGCUCAUCUAGAUGUCAAAUUCUGUAUUAUUGGUGCUGGAGUAGCUGGGCUGUAUAUCGCCAUGAUUCUGAAAGAACUUGGUAUACCGUUUGAUCUCGUGGAAGCCGCAGACCGCGCUGGGGGGCGCUUGUAUACUCAUAGAUUCAGCGAGGCUCCUCAUGACUACUAUGAUGUAGGGGCCAUGCGUUGGCCCGAAACUCCAACGAUGAAAAAAGCACUUGCUCUAUUCGAAGAUUUGAAUGUUCCCUUAAUUCCUUACUGCAUGAAUGGUAAGAAUACUCCAAUGAUGUUCAACAACAUUUUGGGUCCGCCUAUGGACAUUUCGGAGUACGACCCAUACAAGUUCAGCAUCACGAAUGGCGGCAUGGUCCCAGACAAGUAUGUGGCUAUUGGAGUACAGAAAAUCCUUCAGCAGGCGUCAGCACCCUACAUGCAGCUUUUGAGGGAAGACUUCGAGCAAGGUUUCAAAAAACUUAUGGAGGUAGACGACUACUCUAUCAGGGAAUACCUGCGCGUGUACAUGCAACUUGAUUAUCAUACCAGUAAAUGGCUGGAGACAAAUAUUGCGCCCAGCGACUUUUUUGACCAAGCUUUUACCGAGUAUGUCAUUCUGGGCUCGGAAUUCAACGAUCAGAAGGACUAUGGAUGGAAGUGCAUAGACGGCGGCUCGUCAGUUGCAAUUUCUGCAAUGCUGAACAGAAUUGCUCCCCAUAAACCCGAGUAUUGCACCACGGCCACUCGCAUCGCUUUGAAUCGUGUUCAUGCCAAGGUGGAAGUCAAGCUCGUUACUCUAUCGGGUCAGUCGUCCGUCCGUCAGUAUGAUUCGGUUUUCAACACCACUUCCUUGGGUUGCUCACAACACAUGGACCUCGUUGACGCCGAGCUGCACCCUGCACAAAGAGAUGCCCUGCGUUGUUUGCGAUAUGAUACAUCCUGCAAGGUCGCGAUAAAGUUCAAGACGCCAUGGUGGAUCACGCGAUGCGGCAUAACAGAGGGCGGUACAUCGUUCGGUGAUAUUCCUAUCCGCACGUGUUGCUAUCCGUCCUACAGCAUCCACGAUGACCCGAAGAAGCCAGCCGUGCUCAUCGCCUCAUAUACAGUGGGUCAGGAUGCCCAACGUAUAGGUACCCUGAUUAACCAGGACUCGCCUUCUGGGGAGUCGGGGCUCAAGGAAGUCGUUUUGCGAGACCUUGCACGUCUGCACGCCAGAUCUGGGAUUACUUAUGACUUUUUGGUAACGGAGUACAUCACACAUCAUGCAUAUGACUGGAGAAAUAAUCCACUCUCUGGUGGGGCAUUUGCAAUAUUUGCUCCAGGGCAGUUCAGUCACCUGUACCCGUACCUCGUGCGUCCUGCUGCUGACGGCAAAUUGCACUUUGCGGGGGAGGCCUCGAGUGCGCAUCAUGCAUGGGUUGUAGGUGCACUUGAGUCGGCGCAACGAGCCGUCAUACUCUCGUUGCUGAGAUUCGGACGGUGGGACUUGGCGAAGAAGGUGGAAGAACGCUGGGGACCUUCGUCUGAGCUAGAUUGGGAAGGACAGGAAACUGUAUAUGUGCAGGCGAUGCUUGGUUGCUUGGAACCAAAGUGUGUAGCCACGACGGAAAUCCCCGAGGGCCGCGGCGAUCCAGAUGAGCAUCACGAUGUCAAGGAUGAAAAGUCUAGUGCUUCCGCCACUAAUAGGCCUGACAAUGACCUUAAGUUAUCUGCACGAUCAGGAGGAUGUUGCAUAGUAUGAUAGCUCGUGUUAGAAUAUUCGCCUGAUGCUCGAGGAAUUGAUAUAGAUGUAAUCACCAUUAUCUUUAUGAUUGCGGAAAGAUUAUUGCAGGUUCUCCCG